CGUUCACAGAGAUCAAUAGUAUAUAUCACCUUUUUGCCUACAUAUAUUUUUACUUAUAUUUUGUUAUCCAUUAUUAUGUUGUUGUAUUUUUUAAAACAAGUACUUAAAAAAAGGCAAAGACCCUUAAAAGUAUUCAAUGCGGACUUUUACUUUAAAAAAAUAAGCGUUCUCUUCAGAUGACCAACUUCCUGUUAGUAACCAGGCCUUGUGUGACAACGGUUCCUAGGCAGGAUUUGUUGGUGUUAGCGGUAUACGCAGUUAUUCAGUUCAUACAAGUAUUUCUGAUCAUUUUUAUUUAGCUAAAAGUCAAAUAAAAAACGAAAGUCUGUGACAGCGCUCCGAGAACUAUAAUGCAAUAAAUAAAAAUAAAAUCUUUUCAACGCAUCGCUAGCUAGUCAGGGUUUUUUUUGUUGGGUUUAAGUCACAAACCUUUCAAGAUGAGCGAACAGCUCAAAUUUAUCGUUGAACAACUGAACAGGGAGCCUUUUAAGAAAAACUUAAAUCUCAUUACUUUCGAUUCUCUGGAGCCUAUGCAGUUACUGCAGACUUUAAAUGAUGUGCUGGCGGAAAUUGAUCCAAAGCAAGCCCUUGAUAUACGUGAGGAAAUCCCAGAACAAACAGCCAAGAGAAUGUUUACUCUUUUGGGGAUGCUGAAAUACAAACCGCCUGGAGGAAUAUCUGAAGUGAGCAGUUUUCGCCAGGGUUUGGUGGCAGGCAGUAAGCCUGUGGUGCACCCCAUCUUGCACUGGCUGUUACAGAAGAUUCCAGAGCUGAAGAAGAGAGCGUAUCUGGCCAGAUUCCUCUUCAAACUAGAGGUUCCUGCUGAGUUUCUCCAAGAUGAUAUCAUUGCUGAUACCUACCACCAGUAUGAGGAGCUGGUGGAGGGAUUCAAGAACAUCCAUAAAGAGUGUGAACAGCUGAAGAGCUCAGGUUUCUCCACCGCUGACAUCCGGCGGGACAUUGUUGCAAUGGAGGAGGAGAAGGACCAACUUAUCAAAAGGGUGGAGCGUCUUAGAAAAAGGGUGGAAGCAGUGUCAAACCACCAGCGCAUGCUGGAACUGGCCAGACAGUUGCGAGUGGAGAAAGAGAGAGAAGAGUCUCUUGCUCAUCAGAAACAGGAGCAGAAAAACCAGCUCUUCCAGGCUGAGCAGAGACUGCAGAGAUCUCACAUCCAGCUCAAAGACUUGCAGCAGGCAGCCGCAGACGAAAAGCCAGAGAGCCUCAUGAAGAGACUUGAUGAGGACAUCAAGUUCAACUCUUACAUGGUGUCUGAGAAGCUUCCCAGAGAGUUGGAGAACAUGAGAAAGGUGGUGCAGUACCUACAGAAGGUGGCAUCUGAGCCUGCUAUGGGACAAGCAGAGCUGAGGGAGCUGGAGGACAAGAUCAGAGAAAUCAACACGGAGAUCAACCAUCUCAUCGAAAAGAAGAUGAUGCGUAAUGACCCCAUGGAUGAUAAACUCUCUCUGUUCAGACAGCAGGCUGCUAUUAUAGUCCAUAAGAAGGAAACCAAGGUGCAGGAGUUGCAGGAGGCCCGUGAGGAGCUGGCAGCUGUGGAAAGAGAAUUGAACAUGAAGAUCAGUCAGGCACAAGAACGGGGCGGAGCGGAGCUGAUCCGUGGAGAUGAGUUUAAGCGAUAUGUGGCCAAGAUGCGUGGCAAGAGCAGCAUGUAUAAGAAAAAACGUCAGGAGAUUGCUGAGCUGAAGGCAGAGUACGGUGUUCUACAGAGGACUGAAGAGAUCCUGAGAGAACGACACACAGCUGGACAACAGCAGCUGCAAUCACUGGAGGCUCAGCGGGGGAUCUCAGGCUACAGUGAUACUCAGGAGGAGCUGGAGAGAGUCUCCGCUAUCAAGAGCGAGCUUGACGAGAAGAAGGGGCGAACGCUGGACGACAUGUCUGAAAUGGUAAAAAAGCUGAAUUCAGUGAUUGCAGAGAAGAAGUCUGCUCUAUCUCCACUGAUAAAGGAUCUGAGAGCUCUGAGACAGGAACAUGCGGAGCUCGCUCCAGAAUAUGAGCAAAAAAAGGGUCAGUACGACACCUGUGCUGCAGGACUGGAGAGCAACAGAUCCAAACUGGAACAGGAAGUGAGGACACUCAGGGAAGAGACUGCGCAGGAAGAAAGCCGAUAUCAUCACAUUAACUGCUUGAGAGAGAUUAUUGAGAGUCAAAUGCAGAGAGCUGCAGAGCAGAGUAAGAUCAAUCAGUCAAUGGACUUACAGGUGCGGAGGACGGCCCUCAGAGAGAAGUACAUUUCGAACACAGCAGAGCAGGAGUCGUUGGGCAAGGUUCUACGUCAGCAGGUGAAGCAGGUGCGAGAGAACCAGGAGCCCAAUAUGAGACAGAUGAAGAUGUGGAAGGAUCUGGAGACGCUGUUGGAGUGCAAGAAGCAGUGCUACCUCAAGGCUCAGAGCCAGGCGCCUAUUGGGCACGUCAUCCAGGAUGUUGGCAAGGAUAUGCUAGUUCUGUGAUGCCAUUUCCCAUGUUGAGGUGUCUUUCUGGUCAUUAAUAUAUGAAUAAUAAUAAUAAUAUAAACACAUUAUGUAUACAAUUGUUUGAAUACUAGGUAUGAUAAAACUGUGUAUUAAUACACAAAUGUGCAUUCUAAAGUAAAAGGGUUCAAAGCUGACACACUAACUUCCAACAAGUCCCUAGUCUCGGUUUUGACACGUCUUUAAGAACAGAGCUCCAGUCUAUGUGUCCGGAGAUAACGCCUAACAAAGUGCUACACUUUGGAUGCACUUGUGCUCCAAGUUAUUUUGGGAAACAACAGCCAUGACCUUGGCCAGAAGAGCGGUCCAAUUUAGGAAUUCAGUUAGAUCUCCAAAUGUUGCUCUGUCAUGGUUGUGCUGAAGUAGUAAACACUCAUUUGUCCCAUCAUCAUACAUUUAGUAAAAAAAAAAAACUAUUGUUUUUUUCUGCCUGUGUGGAAAAGUGAGAAGAUUGCUAGGCUAGUUCACUUCUAUCUUUGUUUGAAAAUUUGAAAUAAAAAAUGUAUCUAAACAUAUUGUAAAUUAACAAUUUAUACAGUUAUGCAGUUGUUGAAUUUAUAUUUUCUAACUUUCAAAUUUCUUUCUCUCUUUCUUUUUCUGUCCGAUGCAUUCAUCCAUCUAGAAUGUAUUUGUUUGGACAAAAAUUAUUAUUCCUAAAGAACCCAUAAGCAUAUAUAAACUGAUCAUUUCUAUACAAAUAUACUAUAUACAGAUAUAUUUCGAUACAGAUAUAGAGCUCCAGGGUGGUAAUUCAUUCAUUUAUUCUUAUAUUAAUAAUAUGCAUCCUCACGUACUGUUGCAUAUCUCUGUGUCUACACGGUAUAAUGAACAUCUGGCAGCGUGAAAUGAUUUAAUAGUGAGUCAGUCUCGUUCAUAAGGCCCACAUCAUAAUCACAGUUUGAUUUUCUUUAACCAGCAAUUAGAGUAAAAUAAAAAAGUAUUAUUAGUUUUAUAUUCCAAAUGGGUAUACGAGGUGAUUAAAAGAAAAUAUAUAUAUUUUUAAAUCUUCUUAAAAAUGUUAUACUUGUAUCCACACAGAUUUCAUUUUUAUACUUGUUAAUUAAAUUAUUUAAAUGAUUUUAGUUGAA
Pimephales promelas (fathead minnow) is the source of this 3577-nucleotide messenger RNA. It is a transcript of the gene ift81, whose product is annotated as intraflagellar transport 81 homolog. NCBI's taxonomy places the organism in Eukaryota, Metazoa, Chordata, Actinopteri, Cypriniformes, Leuciscidae. Gene Ontology annotation, molecular function: tubulin binding. Gene Ontology annotation, biological process: cilium assembly; intraciliary transport. Gene Ontology annotation, cellular component: ciliary basal body; intraciliary transport particle B. The record is from RefSeq and is a predicted model, not a curated record.